UCUCUGCCCGGCUGUCUGCCUGAACGCUGCGGGGCUCUCAGCCCGAUUCUCAAACUCUGAAAACACAAUUACACGCAAAAGCCGAAUGCGUGGAUAUCAUGCAGUCACAUGAAACCACUUUAUUUCUAGCUGAUACACCCACGAACCCCCUCAGCUCUUCCUCUUUUUGGUGUUUUUUUCUCUGUGUGUGAUCGGAGGGGAGAGACUGGAUCCACAGAAGGGAAAAACAGGAAUGUUUCUUCCGGUUCCAACGAGUGUAAAAACCGAACGGAAGCCGAUGUGGUCUUUGUAGCCUGUCAGCAUACUCUUGUCCUCCUACUUUCGCUUCCGCUGCUCGUGCCUCAUUGAACGCUGUGCGAGUCAGCUCUACUGCCGGCUUUGGUGUCCCCCCAACUACAGGAAAAACCAUUGAGACAAGAGAGAGGCCUCUGUCUCCUGGACUGCAGCCGGCCUUUCUCAGAGCUCCAACCAACCCCCCUCCUCCUCCUCCUCCUUCUUCUUCCGCUUCAUAACCAUAACCUCCAAACCUCCAGCCAGCUGCUAGCUGCUUCACUACAGGCACUGUUGGACAAAAGGAUCCAACAUCGUCCCCUGACCGGCCCCGGACUGGUGCUCCUUCAGUGGGGGAGGGAGGGGAAGGAAGGCAGCUGAACGCUGUGCCGCUUUCCCCGGAGAUGAAGCUGCAGGCCGUCAUGGAGAACCUGCACAGGCAGCAGAGGGCCAAGCUGCUGAUGGAGCAGCAGCUACAGCAGCAAGCCGCCGCCCAGCACACUCAGGUCCGCACAAUUGUUGGAGGAGGGGAUGAGCCGAUGGGGAGCCCAGUCCCUGAGGCGGAGCAGGCCCAGAUGGCAGCGCUGGCGGCCAUGCGUGCUGCUGCGGCCGGGCUGCAGAGAGUGUCGGACAGUCCCAUGUCAGAUCGCAGCAGUGGCGACGAUGAAGGUGAUGAUGAUGACAAUGAAGAUGGGGAGGAGCAUUACAAGGACAUGAUGGGGUCAGAUGAGGAGGAGCAGAUCAAACAGAAAUGGGAUGAGGAAGACUUUGAAGGUGAGAUGGAAGAAGACUUUGACGACGACCUGGCCGAUGAGGGUCUGCCGACAGGCCAUGACGCAGUGGCUCCUGGGAAGGGCAUCCUCCUGCUGCCACACCGCCAACUCCACCCUCACUCCCAGCUGCUGAAGGCCCGUCCCAGUGUCGACCAGGAGCCCCGCGUAUCCAUCCUACCUCCCCACGCCACGCACAGUCAUCUGGGUGGACAGGACCACGGAGAAUGGACCUACGAGGAGCAGUUCAGACAGCUGUAUGAACUGGAUAGAGACCCAAAGAGAAAAGAGUUUCUAGAUGACCUCUUCAGCUUCAUGCAAAAAAGAGGAACCCCAGUGAAUCGUAUUCCCAUCAUGGCCAAGCAGGUCCUGGAUCUGUACAUGCUCUACCGGCUGGUGACAGAGAAGGGUGGCCUGGUGGAGGUCAUCAACAAGAAGCUGUGGAGGGAGAUCACCAAGGGACUCAACCUGCCUACCUCAAUCACCAGUGCAGCCUUCACCCUCCGCACACAAUACAUGAAGUACUUGUACCCAUACGAAUGUGAUAAGAGGGCCUUGAGCAACCCCAAUGAGCUCCAGGCAGCCAUCGACAGUAAUCGGCGGGAGGGCCGACGACAGAGCUUUGGCAGCUCCCUCUUCACCUACUCGCCCAACGGGACUCCCACCAUGCUCUCCUCACCGAAGCUCCCCUCGGCCAGUGUGGGCCUGACGGUGGGCACCAACGGGGCCUCGCUUACCCCUGUUCAGAAGAUCAAGAAAGUUUCCCUUUCUCUCCGGCCAGAAGAGGAGGGAGGCCAGCCGCUGCCGGGGCUCGGUGUGGCUCGUCUGCCAGCAGGGGCCUUGGCAGGUCACUCGGUGGCUGCCGUGCAGGCAGCGGCAGCUCAAGCAGCGAUGGCGGCUCAGGUGGCAGCUCUGGAGCAGCUGAGGGACAAACUGGAAGCUGGCGAGCCACCAGAGAAGAAGAUGGCGCUGCCGGCCGAGGAGCACCAACGACUGUUGCAGAGAGCACUGCAACACAACCUGCUUGCCAUGACCGCUCAGUUACCCAUGAACAUCCGCAUCAAUAACCAAGAGGGCAGGCAGGACUCUGCCCUGAAUCUCACCACCAACGGCACAAGCAGCAUUAGCAUGUCAGUGGAGCUCAAUGGAGUGGUGUAUACUGGGGUUCUUUUUGCUCAGGCAGCAGGAGGGUCGGCCUUGUCCGGUGCCCCUGGAUCGUCCGUCUCUAACAAGGCGGUCAGCAGUCGUGUCGUACCACAGCAGCAGCAGCAGAACACACCUACCUCAACCUCAGCCUCCAGCAACCCGUUGUCUUAACAAACCCCCAGCCUUUUUUCUUUAUUUUUUUUAAGUACCACGCUAAGUAAAGCCAAAAAUCAACCUCAUUUUCUACAUAAUCUAUGCCAAAAGAGAAGAACCAUUAACUGUACAGAAAGACACAAACUGAAACUCAGAUCACUUGAAGUACACUAUCUCAGGUUUUCUCUCACCAACUCACCUCUUUUGUUCUUCAUAGCCAAAAUAAUUUCGGAAAAAAAAGAAUAUCUCAACUGAGAGCCAGUAUAUGCUAAACAAAUAUGUAUGCACAACCUGUGAAUUAUUUAUUUCCGCAUAAAUGUACAGAUUAUUGGAGAACAAAAGAGAAGGUAAUAACUUGGAAGGGUAAUGCACUGUUUACACACACAAAAACAGCUACUGAUUGACAGCGAUGUUUUAUCCUCUAGGGGAGAGAUUUUUUAAAUUUUAUUUUACCUUUUCAUGUUAUUAGUGUCAUUAUUGUUAUUCUCUUCACUGUGUUUUAUCAUUUAAAUCUUUAACAAUCCUCUCACUGCAGGAAAAAAAAAUUAUAUAUUUAGAAUUCUAUAUAAAAAAAAAGAAAAUAUGAAUAUCCUCUAUUUUUAAUCAGAAAAGCUUUAAAGGUAUAUGUUGUUUCGUCAGGGCAUAUAACAAUUUACCGUUGUGACCUCAUUUUGUGUAAAACCUUAUUCACAUGGCAGCCAUUUUGGAUCUCUGUUUGAAAGGGUCCAGUGCAGGUGUGCGCUCCUGUUGUGUGCAGAGAUACACAUGAUAUCACUGCUGCAUAUGCUCCAGUGAAACUCAAAUGUAAAACAAACUGGAGAAUCUGCGAGAAUAUUGGUUCGCCUUUUCAUACAUUUGAUACAUUAUUGAUCGCUACAUACUUGGUAGAAGCAAAUUAGCUGUAAUGCUACAUAGCUGAUGAAUUCAAGCAGUUGUUGUUCUUCCUGAGAUAGCUGGCUUAUUUUGUUCUCCUCACCUGCUUGUUGACAGAAGGCCAGUUCAGUGCAUACCCGUGCCCAUCUUGCUGGUCGUUUGUCAAGCGUUGUGUUCAAAAUGGCUGUUUUGUAAGCAUAAGGUCAGUCGUGCAGGUGGGAAAAUGAACUAAAGCCUUACAUGAGGGUUUUUUUCCCCCCCUUGCCGCACUUCUACACGCUGGACCUUCUGAGCCUCAGAGGCGUACACACCGACUGUUGCCGUUUGGGGCUCAGAUUGUAUGUGAAUAAUAUACGAUUGUUCUCAGGUGUCCAAUCUGCUCAUCGCUUUGUACAAUAUCGUGACAGAGCAAUGCUUUUCAACAUCUUUCUCUGUGGGAAGAUCGAUUUUAAUUUUUUUUUCUAACUUGGCCUUCUAGUGGAGUGAUUGUCUUAAGGUCAGAUGCAUGCCUGUAUUUGUAGAUAAAACCCUUCAGCGAUCAGGAGUGAGGUAGGAAACAUGUGAUUUCCUGUCUUAAAGGGAUAGUU
Molecule: messenger RNA, 3799 nt
Organism: Plectropomus leopardus (leopard coralgrouper)
Lineage: Eukaryota; Metazoa; Chordata; Actinopteri; Perciformes; Serranidae
Source: RefSeq, a predicted model, not a curated record